AUGGACCCCCUCUUCCACAAACCAAAAAUCAACCCGCUGGGCAUGCUGGGCAGCGAGGCGCGCGGCCUCUGCUGCGCGCCCAAGUCCGAGGUUUUUGAUCGUCUUGUUGCGUUCGUGUCGACGAUCAACGUCAUGAGCGGCCUGGUCCUCUCGGCGAUCGCGUCGCUCGCGACGGCGCCGCUCGUCGUCGAAGCGCUGCCCUCGAACAAGCGGUUCCUGGGCAGCCUCUUCAACGUGCUCGCCUUCGUGUCCGUCGCGACGCAGAUCUGCGUCGUCAUGUUUUCCACGUACAUGCUCUUCCUCGUGUACUGCCACGGGCACAGCCCGUCGGCGAUCUACCGCGCGCUCGUCCACUCGCAGACCCUCAUCGGCGCCUGCAUGCUCGGCGUCUACUUCCCGCUCCUGCUCUGGCUCGGCAUGAUCGUGAUCGCGUCCCAAAUCUACUUCGCGUUCUGGCCCAAGUGGCUCUGCACGUUCGCCGUGCCCCUCGUCUACGCGGCGUUCCAUUUCCUCUUCACCUACAGCUACGCGCGCGCGUUCCCGCGCGCGAUGUGGGGCUGGCACGCCGUCACGGCGCCCUGGCUCUUCUGGAGCGGCCGCGUCCGCGCCGACGUCGAGCGCAACGACGCGGCGCUCCGCGCGGCGGCGGAGCAGGGCGCGCUCGCGGGCAAGGACGACGACCACGACGGCGUCGUCGACGCGCCGCGCGCGCGGACGCCCGAGGAAGCGCAGCUCGACGCGUUCGUGCGCCGCGCGCUGCCGGAGCGCGAGGCGAUGGAGGCCGAGGACGCGCGCCGCGCCGCGCUCGUGCGCGCGCUCGCCGUCGAGGGGCUCGUCGUGCCGCGCCUCGCGGACGCGGCGCGCCAGCCCGGCGGCUUCGCCGUCGUCAUGGGCCUCCUCGACUUCUCCCAGGCGGGGAGCGGCAUCGAGCUCUCCCGCGGCGAGCGCCUCGCCCUGGCGACCGCCCUCAUGAAGGAGGCGACGCCCGUCGACGCGUAUAGGUCCCUGCUGCCCAUGCUGACGGUCUGGAGCUGCUGCAUGGCCUACUUCUUCGGGUUCUUCGGCAUCUCCUUCGUGGACAAGGACGAGGACCUCUUCGCGGGCGUCGACGACGCGUUCGAGGUGCUCGACCUCACGGUGCGGCGCGAGGCGCGGGCCGACGAGGCCGGGGCCGACGCCCCCCGGGAGUUCUCCCCCGGCGGGGGCGCCCUGCCGACGCUCCGCGAGGAGACCGACGCGCGCGGCGGCGCCGCGGCGUCGGCGACGACGCCGCGCGCGCUCUCGGCGGCCGCGGCCGCGCGGGCCGCCGAGGAGAGGAGCCCCAACGAGCGGGCCGAGGACGCGGACGGCCUGCGGGGCGUGCGCGGCGAGGACCGGGUGCGCUGCGCCGCGGCGCUGGCCCGCGCCGGGGGCGACGCGGCGGCGCUCGAGGUCAAGAUCCCCGUGCGACUCGCGGGGCCGGUCCGCGUCGACGGCCGCGAGACGCUCGCGCCGCUCGCGGGCGCGGACGAUCGGCUCCGGGAGCGCGUCGACGCCGGCGCGCGGGCGCUGCGCCUGAGCGGCGGCGCGACGUCCCGCGCGGACGCGGGGGAGGCGGCGGAACCGACGUACGGCUGCGCGUCGGUCUGCGUCGUCUGCCCGACGCUCGCGGGCGCGGACGCCGCGGCCGCGCUCGCGCGGGGCAAGGCGUUGCGCAACGCGCAGCGGCCCCGGGCGGUGAUCCGCGACGCGCAGGCCCUGGGGCGCUGCUGCUACGUGACGCUAUCUCUUCUUCUACCGUCGGACGACGCGGAAGCCAAGGCGCUCGCUUUGGGCGUCGGCGCGGCGGUCUGCGAGGCCGCGCGCGGCGCCUACGUCGGCCCGGCCGUCGCCGCGCCGGAGCCGCGGGCGCCGGCGACGAUUUCCGUCACGGCGGAGGCGACGGUGCCGGGGCCCGUGCUCCUCAAGGUGCUCGGCUGCUCCGUCCACGACCUCUGCGCGGCCUUCGCGCGGCGCGAGCUCGCCGCGCGGCACCACCUCGCGCGCGCGGGGCCCCGCGCCGGCGACGCGCUCGCGCCCUGGGCCUCCUGCCACGCCGACGACGCGCGGCGACUCGUCCGCGCGAUCGACGGCGCCGCGCGCGGCGGCGGCGGCGGCGGCGGCGCGCCCGCGGUCCGCGCGGCCGUCGAGGCCGUGAACCGCGGGCGCGACGUCCACGUCGCCGCGACGCUCGACGGCCUCGCCGUGGACGCGGACGGCGCGUCGCCGCUCGCGGGCCUGCUCCGCGGCGACGGCCUCGCGCCGGGCGCCGUCGCCGCCGCCGCCGUGGGCCCCGCCGCGGAGGCGCCGCGGCCCAGGGGCCGGUUCCGCAGCGCGACGAGCGGGCUCAUGAGCAAGCUGUGGAUGCGGCGCCGGAGCAAGAAGACGAGCAAGGUCGUCCCGACGAUGAAGACCCUCGUCGUGGCGCCCGCGGGGACGCCGACGCGGUCCAUCAGCACGGAGACCUGCGGCACGCCGACCUCGCCCUUCGACGGGCAGCCCUUCCGCCUCGGCUACCUCUGCGCCGAGCCGCUCGUCUACCGGAAGCCCGACGGGUCCUUCGGCGCGCUGCCCCCGGUGCAGAGCCGGCGCGACGGCGAGGUGUCGCUGCUCAAAGCCGUGCUCGCGCGGAGCGAGACGGCCGUGCGCUUCCGCAGCGCCGUCGCCACGGUGACGGAGCUGCGGUCCCUGCUGACCGUGGGCUGCGACGCGCUGCACUUCAGCGGCCACGGGCUGCCCCGGUCGCUGAGUUUCGAAUUAGAGGGCCGCGCGGAGCUGACCAUGGUGGGCCACGACCGCCUGGAGGCCCUGUUCGCCGCCGGCGGGCACCGCGCGCGCCUCGUCUUCGCGGCCGCGUGCAAGUCGGAGUUCGCGGGCCGCGCGUUCGCGCGCCACGUGCCGCACGUGAUCUGCGUCCGCGUCGACGCGCGCCUCGGCGACCGCGCGGCGCGCGACAUGGCCGAGCAGUUCUACGCGGCGAUCCUCCGGGGGCGGACCGUGCGCGAGGCGUUCGACAUCGGCGUGGCCGCGGUCGGCGCCGCGGGCGCCGCGUACCUGCUGCUCCCGGAGGACGGCGACCACGACGUGCCCUUGGUGCGCGGCGACGACGCGUCGCUCGUCGCCGGCGACGUCGCCCUGGCGACGGCGCGGCCGGGCGCGCUCCGGGACGAGUCGCGGCCCGCCGCGGCGUCGAGCUGCCCCGCGCCGCCCGCGCCGCUCUUCGGGCGCGCGGCGGCCGUCGCCGAGGUCGUGCGGCUCGCGGGCUACGAGGGGCGGCGCUGCGUGACCGUCGCCGGGGCGAGGGGCUCGGGCAAGGCCGCCGUCGCGCGCGCGGCGGCCCAGUUCCUCGCGGACCGCCGCCACUUCGCCGCCGUCGCGCACGUCGACGACCUGCCCAAGGCGCCGCUGUCGGCCUUCCUCUCCUAUGUCGUCGACGAGACGCGCCAGCCCUACCCGCGCGUCGUCGAGCGCUUCCUCGAGGCGGCGGCGGCGGCGCGGCGCGCGUGCGAGGGGCGCGGCGGCGGGUCGCGGCGGCCGUCGGCGGACGACGAGCUCACGCCGGACAGCUGCGCGCGCGCCUUCGCGGAUCUGGCGGCCCUCGCGGGCGGGAGCGUGCUCGUCGUCGUCCGCGGCGCGUCGCCGGAGAUCCGGGGCCUCGUGCGCAUGAUUUCGCAUUUGCUGGAGAACGUGCCCGGGCUGUCGGUGCUCUGCUCGGGCGAGGCGCUCCACGGCGGCGCGGAGCGCGUCGAGAACGCGCCCGAGAAGGUCUACGACCUGCCGCCGCUCCCGCGCCACGACAUGGCCCGGCUCCUGGACGACCUCGCGCCGCGGCGCAUCCCCGACGCGGAGCUCCUGGGCCUCGAGCCCCACGACGACGCCCCGCGCGUCGCGACGGUGACGCCGACGACGCGGAAGCUGCUGGCGCCCAUCGCGCGCGGGCCGGACCCGGCCGACGACCGCGCGCGGGCGCUCGACGCCUUCGCCGCGCACGGCGCGCUCCUGGCGCUCGAGGGCAACGCCAAGGCCGCGGUGGCCUUCGCGCCGAAGCUGUCCCGCGACCUCCGCGAUCCCGCGCUGCCGGGCGAGGCCGCGCGGUGCCUCCGCGACUCCGACGCGUCGCCGGGCAGCGCGCCGUCGUUCUGGGCGGAGCGCGGAUUUUAA
Molecule: messenger RNA, 4179 nt
Organism: Aureococcus anophagefferens
Lineage: Eukaryota; Pelagophyceae; Pelagomonadales; Pelagomonadaceae
Exons: 3
Coding region: 1-4179 (1392 amino acids)
Biological process (GO): coenzyme A metabolic process
Molecular function (GO): hydroxymethylglutaryl-CoA reductase (NADPH) activity
Source: RefSeq, a predicted model, not a curated record